UUUUUUAAUAAUUUUAUCUAAUAAUCCUGUGACUGUCCCACGUGCCUUCCCUCUGGUCUUUGAGAGCAACGGUAACCACAAGAAGCACACAGCAUCGAAAGCAUACAGCGCGAAGAUAAAAAACAGAAAAACACGACGCUUCCGAAUGCUUUCCGUCACACCUCCGGCGGUCGGCCACAGCCGUCUCAUUCUCCAAAGAAACCCUAGAUUCUUCCACACCUGUGCAGGACCAAACCCUAGAUUCUUCGCAGUGCGAUGCUCUUCGAAUGUGCAAGAAAUCGAGAGGUCGCGCGAAGUGUCCGAGGAGAGAAAGCUGAGGUCGGAGCUGUACGCGUCGAUUCCAUUCCCUCCAAUCAGAGCUGCGAAGAGAGUGGUUCUGGUGAGGCACGGGCAGAGCACGUGGAAUGAGGAGGGUAGGAUUCAGGGGAGCUCAGAUUUCUCGGUUCUUACCCCGAAAGGGGAGGCUCAGGCUGAGACUUCUCGCCAGAUGCUUAUCGAUGAUGCCUUCGAUGUUUGUUUUAUGAGUCCCCUGAAAAGAUCAAAGAGGACAGCUGAAAUUAUUUGGGGUCCCCGCAAGGAGGAAAUGAUUGGUGAAUAUGACUUGAGAGAAAUUGACCUUUAUUCAUUUCAGGGCCUCUUGAAGCAUGAAGGAAAAGCAAGGUUUGGUGCUGCUUAUCGUCAAUGGCAGAUAGAUGCUGCAAAUUUUAACAUUGAUGAUCAUUAUCCAGUGAGAGAGUUAUGGGCUCGUGCUAGAAGCUGUUGGACUAAAAUUCUAACCCAUGAAAGCAAGUCUGUUCUUGUGGUUGCUCACAAUGCAGUUAAUCAAGCUCUUGUUGCAACAGCUAUUGGACUAGGAACAGAGUAUUUUAGGAUUUUACUACAGAGCAAUUGUGGUGUGAGUGUGCUGGAUUUCACCCCGCUAGCUGAGGGUGGCUCUCCAUUUAUUUGCCUUAAUCGUUUAAAUCAGACCCCAAGUUCACCUGUUGCUGCCGGAAGUUCUGUGGGCAGAAAAACCAGUAAGAGGAUUAUACUAGUCUGUCAUGGAUCCUCAGAGAACACAGAGGCUAGUUUUCCUUACCCUGGGGACCAACCAAUGAACAUGCUUGGAGUUAUACAGUCCCAGAAAACAGCGGAGCUACUUCUUGAUUUGAAGGUGAGCUCUAUAGUUACCAGCCCAAAGAUUACCUCCUUGGACACAGCCAUGUCAAUCUCCAAGGUACAAGAAGCUGCAGAUUGCUUAGGUGCUGACUGUGUUCCACGCAUUGUGGAGACAAAGCAAGUGCAGGACCUUGAUGUUGAGAGCAUCCUUCAGCAAUCAAAGAAGGAUCCAAUUGAAGUUCCACAUCUUCAUCCCGGUUGGCUAAAUGAAUUUGAUGAUGGAAUACUAACAGCACUAUGGGAUCAGUCAGGCAAGGCCUGGGUGUCUCUCUUGGAUGAGCUGUCUGAUCACUCCGAGCCUGAAAAAAUUGUAGUGGCAGUUGGCCAUCCUGCGGUUCACAUUGCUUUGAUGGGGCACUGUCUAAACUUAACAAAAGAAUGGAUGGGAUCAUUUCAUCUUGAUGCAGGUAGCAUUAGUGUGAUUGACUUCCCCGAUGGAGCUGCUGGAAGAGGUAUUAUUCGAUGCAUAAACUAUACUGCCCAUUUGGGGAGAUGGUCAAUACCCAUUACGAGAUCUACACUGGAUGAUGAAGAGUUUUAGUCUCAAUUGUGUAUGUAGGCCUCAAAUUUCAGUGGCAAAGAUAAAUAAGAAUCCUCAGUUGCUUUGUAAUUAUAAGGUAUGUCAAGGGGAUUGCUUUAUAGAAUUAUAAAUUGUUGGGCUUGGAAUUGGCUUCUUUAAGAGUUCUUGGAAAAAAGAAAAAAGGAAAUAAAAGAAAGAAGAGCACUUGAAUUCAA
Messenger RNA from Malania oleifera, 1893 nucleotides. RefSeq names its product probable 2-carboxy-D-arabinitol-1-phosphatase. Bases 146 to 1699 code for a protein of 517 amino acids. Gene Ontology annotation, molecular function: phosphatase activity. The transcript has 9 exons. The record is from RefSeq and is a predicted model, not a curated record. Lineage: Eukaryota; Viridiplantae; Streptophyta; Magnoliopsida; Santalales; Ximeniaceae.